GGCAAACCGUGCUUCGGACAAGAUUAGCCAGCUGACUGAUAAUGUCUACGCCUGCCGCUCUGGAUCUGCUGCAGACACACAAGUUAUUUCUGAUCAUGUCCGCUAUUUUCUCCACCAGCACACAGCAUGUUGCAAGCUGGAAUCAUAGUUGGUGGAUGGGACAAAUAUGAGGGAGGCCAAAUUUACUCGGUCCCUCUUGGUGGAACGAUUCUGAAGCAACCAUUCGCAAUUGGAGGAUCUGGUUCUAGUUACCUGUAUGGAUUCAUGGAUCAUGAAUGGAAAGAGGGUAUGACCCAGGAAGAAGCUGAGAAGUUUGUGGUGAAAGUGGUUUCCCUUGCUAUUGCUCGUGAUGGUGCUAGUGGAGGGGUUGUCCGCACUGUUACUAUUAACGAGGAGGGCAUUAAAAGGAGCUAUCACCCUGGUGAUGAACUGCCACUAUGGCAUGAAGAGCUGGAACCACAGAAGUCGCUCCUUGACAUUCUCGCAACUGGGAGCACUGAUGCAAUGGUCCAUUGAAAAUGCGGCGCUUACUAUUGUACUGAGCGCUUAGUACUGAUAGUGUCGGUUCUAGACUCCCUCGCAACCUACGUACUUCGUGCCGGUUUUCAAGUUUCCCGAGAAAACGCUGAAAUUUCUAGUUGCUAUUAGACGGGCCUUCUUUUGGGCGGCUGAGGAGACGUGCACAGGGUCCAAAUGUUUAAUUGCAUGGAAGAACGUAUGUGAACCGAAAGAAUUUGGUGGUCUAGGCAUCAAGGAUGUUGCUA
Molecule: messenger RNA, 764 nt
Organism: Triticum dicoccoides
Lineage: Eukaryota; Viridiplantae; Streptophyta; Magnoliopsida; Poales; Poaceae
Product: proteasome subunit beta type-6-like
Exons: 6
Coding region: 127-516 (129 amino acids)
Cellular component (GO): proteasome core complex; cytoplasm
Source: RefSeq, a predicted model, not a curated record